Molecule: messenger RNA, 1266 nt
Organism: Nanorana parkeri
Lineage: Eukaryota; Metazoa; Chordata; Amphibia; Anura; Dicroglossidae
Product: zinc finger protein 501-like
Exons: 3
Coding region: 1-1266 (421 amino acids)
Source: RefSeq, a predicted model, not a curated record
AUGCCUCAGGCCCGUCCUCUGUAUUCCCGGGAUUCCACUCAGGAACAUCGUGAGAUCCCUCAGGGUGAAGACCUCAUUGUUAUCAAAGUUGAGCCUGUAGAUGAUGAGGAUAUGUACACGAGGGGUGAUGAUCCGUGUAAGGACGAGGAACAAUCUCCAGAGAUCAGCACAGAUGGCCAAUACAGUGGUGGGAACAUGGAGGAACAUGUCAUGGUCACACCGAUGUGUAAAAUAGAAGAUGAGGAUGUCAGCAUAGGCUCAAAUCUCCGUUCGGGAGUUCGUGGUGCUAGAGUGUCAUCGACUCAUUCUACCCAUGGCGGGCGACCUCCCGAUGACCCGCGUCCCUCUGAGUUGGGGGAUGGCUUUUCCCAGCCUGAGGAACUUAUUCCUGUAGAGAUAACGGAGGAUGGCACCAGGCUUUUCUCUUGCUCCGAAUGCGGCAAGCGCUUUAAGCAGAAGGCGGAUGUGGUCAAGCACCGGCGGAUUCACACGGGCGAGCGUCCGUACCCAUGCUCAGAGUGUGGCAAGUGCUUCAUAGACGCCUCCCAGCUAUCCAAGCACCGGAGGAUUCAUACAGGAGAGCGGCCUUACUCCUGCUCUGAGUGCGGCAAGUGCUUUUCCGAGAAGUCCAAUGCCGUCAGGCACUGGCGGUCCCACACAGACGAGAAGCCCCACCCAUGCCCGGAGUGCGGCAAGUGCUUCAAGAACAAGUCUCACCUGCUGACGCACUUGCGUUUCCACACAGACGAAAAACCCUAUGCCUGCUCGCUGUGCGGAAGGAGUUUUAAGCAGAAGUCGGACGUUGUCAAGCACCAGAGGCUCCACUCGGGCGAGAGGCCGUACUCUUGUUCCGUGUGUGGGAAAAGCUUCUCUGGAAAGUCCAACCUUAUCCGGCACGAGAUCACCCACACAGGGCAGAAGCCAUACUCUUGCUCUGACUGUGGGAGACAGUUUGCCCAGAAGUCCCAUUUGGUCACCCACGAGAAGCUCCAUGCGGGCUACAGGCCUUUCUCCUGCUCAACAUGCGGGAAAUGCUUUACCGAUAAGGCUGUCCUAGUCCGCCAUGAGAAGAGUCACUCUGAGGAGAAGCCCUAUUCAUGCUCGGAGUGUGGGAAGAGCUUCAAGCAGCGGUCGGACGUGGUGAAGCACGAGCGCAUCCACUCUGGGGUGAAGCCGUAUUCCUGUGCAGACUGUGGCAAAAGCUUCGUCCAGAAGGCCCACCUCCUCAGCCAUCAAAAAGUCCACGUACGGGACAAUGCGGAGUGA